AUGCAGGUUACGUUGGCAGGAGGCGCCGCACACCACCUCCACCGACUCCUCCGGGGCGCAGAGAGCCGGACCCUGGCCCGGCCGGCAGGCAGUUGGCCGCUCGGGCCUCAGCGCUGCCUUUUCACCCCUGGCGAGGGGCCCGCUCCCUCCCGGGCGCCCUCGAGGGCCGCUGCUUCGGCCCUCGGGACCGGGAGCCCAGAACAAACAGCUCCGCCGCCGCCGACAGCGAACUGCCGUCACCACGCACGUACGCGCACCGCCCCCGCCCACUCUGGCGCCGCCCCCUUCUCCACCCACGAUCCGGCCGCGCGCCUUACUUCCGUGGGAAGCGGUGCGCGCGCUUCUCGCCCGCCCGCCCCAAACCCCUACCUCUCUCUUCCUGACCCUGCAUCCGAGGUGACGGUAGAACGGGACGUAAGGCGUUUCCUUCCUCUGUCCGUCCGUCCCUCUCCGCUCGCUCACCGGGCUGACUCCGGUCUGUGGGGCGAGGGGGGUCAGACCGAGCUUGAUGAUCGCCGGGAGGGACAGCCCAGAGACAAGCCUCGAUCCUGCCGCUUCAGGGCCGAGAGCCCACCCAGAGGAAUUGAUCGUUGGCGCUGGUUUGUCCAGCACCACGUGCCCUCUUUUUCAGUCCGGCCAGUCACGAUCUUGCUGGGACAGAUACUGCAUCGAGUAGGUGGACAAAGAAGCAGCGUACGCCAUGAUUCUUUACAAGCAGGAACCAUUGAGGACCAUAGUGACCACAACCCCCCAACUCAGCAGGCGGUUGCCUCGGUAGCCGCAGCCACCUCCACUACCCGCCUUCGCCAGCUCUUUUCAGGAUUCCUGCUGGGCCCGUGCACUUUGUGUGGGGCCCCAGGUGGUUCUUUGAUCAGACAUAACCCCAGCCGGCCUUCCCCGACCUGCACAUAUGGAAUGAGAACCUGGGUCUCCCGAUUCCCAGAGCAAUGCUAUUUCCCCCUGGACCGACAGAAGGGCGUUUUCCAAAUACCACCUAAUUAGUCGAGGUGCAGAGUUAAUAAAGACGGUCAAGCAUUAUUCCUUUUCUUCUUCCUUAACUUUACGUUCAUGGGACUGUACUAGGUAGCUUCCUUUGUGUUGCCAUAGCAUUGAAUGCCUCGCUGCCUCCCAUCACCCAGAGAUAAUUUCAUGUUGAAGAGGUGGUCUAACCUGAACCCAGAAGAGUCAUUCCUAAUCUGGAGACCCUGUCCCCUCCCCCCACACCCAGGGAGCAGAUUUGAUUCAAGAGCUAAACCUGGAACAUAGGC
Molecule: messenger RNA, 1268 nt
Organism: Ornithorhynchus anatinus (platypus)
Lineage: Eukaryota; Metazoa; Chordata; Mammalia; Monotremata; Ornithorhynchidae
Exons: 3
Coding region: 1-1002 (333 amino acids)
Source: RefSeq, a predicted model, not a curated record